AUGCGUGUAGAUCCUCCAACCUUUCUUCCUCUUUCCGUUCAGUCUACCGGUGACGUGACGUGCCUAGCAUCGCGCGAUGGUACCGUCACUCGAUUUAGCGGCAACGGCAUCGACUUCAGGCCGGACUGUGCUCACGUGCUCGUCGAGGACUGCGGCGGUGGCAACGAGAAAUUGCGUAUAUCGGCCGUUUGGGAAGAAUGCACGGGUGGAACUCUGCAGUGCAUCGUCAGUGUAGUCAUCGAUGACUCCGAUAUCGGUCGAGUGCUCGUCACCAAGGAUCAUCACGUCUACGUCAACGGUAAACCGACGGAUUUCUUUCCUACCGUCGCUAGGCCUACCGGAAUCAAGUACAAACUGAUAAUAGUUCUCGAUACUUGUGGUGUUCGAAUGGUUGGCGUGAAAAAAGGAUACGACGUGUGUUACAAUGGCUCGACGAGCCACGUGACCGUCGUUCUGCUUACCGAUUCGUUUGUUGGACGGACGUGUGGCCUCUGUGGAUCCAGUCAACGCGUCGAAAGGCUCAUAGCGUCGGAUGCAGGACCGACCUUAUCGAAUUUACCAAACAGACCGACACGACACGGUCAGACGUCUACGUCUACUGCUAAUGAAACUUUCAAGUACAAAUCUUGGCACUGCAACGGUUGUAACGCGCACGGUCCGAGUAAUGCGGUACGAAUAGCUCAACUAACUUGCGGCAAGAGCUUCAAUAGUAAAGAAUUUAUGACGUGCAAGGCAAGUCUCACCAGAAACGAAUUUAACAGACUGGCCAACAGAUGUCAGAACCGCAUGUGCCGUUGUCCGAAUUCUCACAGGCAAGAAUGUUUGUGUAAAGCUCUCUCCGAGUUAGCCGUGGCGUGCGAAAAAGCCAACGUAUCCGUCAGUUGGAGAAACGAGGGUUUCUGUCACGUACCGUGCGGCGACAGGAAAGAAUACAAGGAUUGGGGCUGUUCGAUCACGUGCAAAGACUACGUCAAUGGAAUGCUCCCUUCAAAAUGCCCGGCGGAAAAAUAUACGAGCGGUUGCCACUGCAAGUAUCAGUGGACACUAUUGAGUGGUGACCUGGAAAAAUCGAGAUGCAUACCGCCAUUCUUCUGUCCUUGUCAGACAGAAAGAGGACUCAUCAAGCACGGAGUGUCAAUAGAAGAACAAGAAAGAAAUUGUACGUGCACGUCCGGCUCGUUAAAGUGUAGUCCGCGUAAGUGCACGGCUAACUUUGUUGUCAAAGUCUCACUCGAUGUGUAUCACUUGUCGUUUGCUACAGCUAUUCUGAACGGAUCCAAUCAACUCCUGUACGGUCGUAGAGGUUCUCUCUUUGUCGUACAAUGUCAAACGACCGAAAACCUUCAGACGACCAAAGUCACUCUACGAGAUCCCAAUGGCAACAUCCACGACGGAAACGGUCGAGCACAGGUAGUCAUUCGUGCUCUAGACGUCAAUAACGGCGUCGGCGUGUACAUCUGCACGGCUGUAAACUCAGUCGGUAGCACUAAAGCUCGAAUAGAAGUAAAAUUAGCCGGUGAGUCUGACUGA
Molecule: messenger RNA, 1530 nt
Organism: Corticium candelabrum
Lineage: Eukaryota; Metazoa; Porifera; Homoscleromorpha; Homosclerophorida; Plakinidae
Product: SCO-spondin-like
Exons: 3
Coding region: 1-1530 (509 amino acids)
Cellular component (GO): extracellular matrix
Source: RefSeq, a predicted model, not a curated record